CGUGGACGGACGUGUUUUUGCGUCGCGCUCACAUCGCACCGGGCGAUGUUGUACAGGGCGUUUCGCGUGUGCUUUUGUUUUCAUGGACUGCGUGUUUAGUGCUCUGUGCGGACUUAUGCGGUGAUACGGCUGCAGUCGGCGCCAUGGGCAACUCCUGCAGCUCAGGGCAGGCCCACAAAGACAAAGAUAGCAUUUCGCAGCAUUCGGAAGAACCCAACUGUUGCGCGCGCAGGUCGCCGUCGUACCGCGUCACCAAGGCGUCGGACGCCAGCGCCGCGCCGCCGCCGCAGGAGCUGCUGGAGGCGCCUGCCUUCAAGGACAAGAAGCCGCAGCUGAAGGGGCCGCGCCCGCCCGUGGGCUCCAGUGUCUCAGACUCUAUCUCACUGUCGUCGCCGGUGGCUUGCGCCUCCCCGCGCGAAGAUGUCGAGGGUCCGCCCGUGCCGGCUAACGUGGCCGAGCUGCCCGAGGAGCACCGCUCCUACCUGCUGGGCAGGAUCACCGGCCAGCGGACCAGGCGACGGCGCACGAUGGUCAUUUACGUCUGUGCUGCGGAUUCACAAGAUUGCUGCGCGGAGAAGGGCGCGCUGCACUGCGGCGUGGCGGCGCGGCUGCGUGCUCGCGCGCGCGCAAGCGUGGCUGGCGGGUGCACGUGGCCGACCUGCACUGGCGCUCGCCGCUGGAGCAGCAACGCGACCAUCGCUUCCCAGUGCUGUGCGUCGCUGAACUAGCUCGUCAGUCGGAGCUGGGUGCCGUGGUCCCGGUGCUGUUCCUCAACUCCAACCUGGGCACGCCGCUGCUGCCUCACACCCUGGAAUGUGCCGACUUCAAAGCUGCCCUGGAGGCAGCUGAAGACGAGAAUGACAAAAGCUU
Messenger RNA from Bicyclus anynana (squinting bush brown), 870 nucleotides. RefSeq lists its product as uncharacterized. The record is from RefSeq and is a predicted model, not a curated record. NCBI's taxonomy places the organism in Eukaryota, Metazoa, Arthropoda, Insecta, Lepidoptera, Nymphalidae. The transcript has 5 exons. Bases 144 to 728 code for a protein of 194 amino acids.